AUGACCAUGUUGUCUCACCUUGUCGAGCUGUACGGACAAGCGCCUACAAGCUUCAUCUUGACGCUUAUCCUCUCCAUUGUCAGUACUCUCUAUCUCAUACGACGUGCCCUCCUCCCUAAGCCGAUCCCAGGCAUCCCAUACAACAAAAAUGCAAUCAAUUCCAUCAUGGGCGACAUGCCCGAAUUCAGAGCAGCCAAGAACCGUCGCGAGUGGUGGGCACUACAAGCUGUAAAACAUCAAUCUCCCUUGGUCCAAGUUUUCAUGAAGCCGUUUGGGCUUCCCUGGGUUUUUGUAGCGGAUCAUUUUGAAGCAUCGGAUAUUUGCAUGCGACGACUCAAAGACUUUGACCGAGCGGACAUCACAAGACAGCAAUUUGGCGGGCUGACACCGCAUCAUCAAAUCACGCUCAAAACAUCAGAUCCACAGUUCAAGAGGAAUAGAGAACUGGUUCGUGAUCUGAUGUCAACUAGUUUCCUCCAACAGGCCACAGCUCCUCAAAUUCACCACAAGUUCUCGACUCUGAUGACCCUUUGGGAUCGCAAGAGACAAUUAUCUGGAGGAAGACCAUUUGACAUCUCGCACGAUAUUCACAAUGCGGCAUUCGAUAUAAUCCUGGGAGCCUCAUUUGGUGUCGAUUCUGGGCAGGGACAGAUCGGAAAAGAGCUUGACGAGCUCCGAAGCAAGACCAUGACUGGAGGAGAUGAUGACAUGUUCGAGUUUGAGCGUGUCCCAUUCUACGAUGAAGAGCUUGGCUGCUUCGAUGUUUUGAUUGAAAGUUUCAACGUUUCGAUGAGAUCGCCCUACCCACUUGUCAGCCACUUCCUUUAUCGCAACUUGUCAGCGAAGAUGAGGGAAGCCAAUGCAAUGCGCGCUAAAUUGCAAGACCGAGAGAUUGCCAAGAGCAUCGAAAGAAGGAAAAAGGGCCAACCACAACGCUGUGCUUUAGACAACAUGAUGGCUCGCGAAGACGCGAUUGCCGAGAAGGAGGGACGUAAACCUGAUUACAGAAGCCAAGCGAUUCUUAGCGAGCUACUUGGGUAUCUCGUCGCUGGUCACGAGACAACCUCAGGUGUUCUAAGAUGGGGAAUGAAGUACUUGACGAAAGAUCAGCGUGUUCAGUCGACUCUCCGUGAGGCAUUCCGCACAGGCUACGCUGAAGCACUCGAACAGAAGCGCGUUCCAACCAUGGACGAGGUUCUGAAAGCUCAUAUCCCAUACCUCGACGCUGUUAUCGAAGAGAUACUCCGCCACGCACGGGUCGCUCCCAUCACUCUUAGAGAAGCCGUUACAGAUACACAGAUUCUCGGUUACCACAUCCCUAAGGGAACUACCAUCGGCUUUCUAGGAAAUGGCCCUGGAGUCAUGAUGCCUAGUAUUCCUGUUGAUCCCAAGAAGAGAUCCGAAGCUUCUCAAGCACACGUGAACAAGAUGGAACUUUUUGACGAAUCGAACAUUUCCCAAUUCGUUCCAGAGAGGUGGCUCACUACACAGACUAACGAGAAGGGAGAAAAGGUUACCAUUUUCGAUCCCAACAACGGUCCUCAGCAAGCGUUUGGCCUGGGGCCUCGUGCAUGCUUUGGAAAGAAAUUGGCAUAUAUGGAGAUCAAGGCCUUCUUUACGUUUGUGUUCUGGGAAUUCAAGUUGGAGCCAGUAAAGGCUGAGUUGGCAACGGAUGAAGAGAUGGUAGCGUUGACGAGAGCGCCGAAGAAUGUUUAUGUCAAGUUGACAAAGGUUGAAUGUUGUGGAUAG
This is a messenger RNA of Fusarium venenatum, 1749 nucleotides long. RefSeq names its product cytochrome P450. Lineage: Eukaryota; Fungi; Ascomycota; Sordariomycetes; Hypocreales; Nectriaceae. The record is from RefSeq and is a predicted model, not a curated record. Gene Ontology annotation, molecular function: heme binding; iron ion binding; monooxygenase activity.